AUGCGAGAAUUUGCAGGUGAAGAGCAAGUGGAAGUGAUUGUGACCAUCGACGAAGAAGAAUACGAAAAAGUCUGGACAGAGCUUAUCAAAAUGAAUGAAGCUAAAGGUGACUUCAAUAUUUCUGUAGCAGAAUUUAUUGGCAACUGCGGGGAAUCGACCGCCAGUCAGUGUUUUCUUCAGUUUUAAAUGUUUAAAAAAUAAAUGGUUGCAAUUCCAAAACCAAACAUGUUGAUCUUUUUUUACCGCAACGUUCUUGUCUCACUAUUCUGUGAGAAAACUUCUUUAUCAGUCACAUUUCCAAAAUCAAGUUAUUGCAACUUAAUUUUUUUAGUUUAGGGUUAGAUUGAUUUUUUUUUCUUAUUGUAUAUAUGAAGGUCGCGAUGAAUGGCAGGAGAAAUUUGGUUACAUCCUGAGUUAUUUGGAGCAACCUAAGGACUACAGCGAUUCACCCAGUACUACAACCGAAACAAGCGAUAGUGGAAUGCCGAGACCACAUAGUGGUGCAGCUUCAGAGCUUGGAAGUGAAGAAAUCAGUGGUAAGAUACGCCAGAUAUAAUAAAAUUGUUACGUGCCAGACAACGGUGAGUUAUACUAAUGCAUUAGCAAAUCAAGGGUGAUUCGCUUCUUUUUAUUGGGCAUCUUGAUAAGAUGAGGUGGUUGUAAAGCAAAGCUUCGUUUUAAAAUAAGGUCCAUCAAAAGAAAAAAGUCACCGAAAAUUUCGGUCAACCGUUCGUGUACCGUGUAUUAACGAAAGAGGGACGCUGCUAAAUUAUUGAACUCAAUUUCCUCAGCUAAUUCCACUACAAUUGGCAAACUCCAACUUAGUGCUGUUGCGCCCUGAUUGCUUUAUCUCGAUGUGAAUUUCUUAAAAUUGCAUUUUUCAACGAUGACUUCCACCUUCAAGCAACAUUUUGUUUUGAAACUCGUCCCAGUUCUCAAUGUAAAAAAGAAUACCUCUUAGUGGUGUGCACUUUCUGCAGUUACGUUCUACCGUGGCUAUAUCUAACGAGCUCAGUGACCCCAUUAUUUAAUUGAUGAUUUAAAUAAGAACAGUGAUUUCUUAAAUUAAAAAGAUGACAAUGACUGACCUUUUGGCAAAUUAACUAAAUUGUGCUGGUUAAGCUAUAAUGAACUCAACAACGCAUGCCCAAAUUAAGUCUGACUUGGAGCAAUUAGUCAAAACAAUUGUAUUCAAAUGCAUUUUUCUGAGGCGUAGGUUGAUAUCGCAGGCUUUAUGGAAAACAUUAAUUAAAACCUGUUUGUCUAGUUCUCGGUUGAAAUGCAGCUAUUUCGUGACAAAGCGUCCAUUUCGCCGUAUAUACCGUGGAAACGAGCAUGGUGACCCCUCUUUCUGAGUAUUCUAAGUUUUAUUUAUUUUCUUUUUUACUUGUUACAACAGCGUACCAAGUUACAUUGCAACAAUUUCGGCCUGAAAAGUGGGGCGAGUUUCAAGAUCAACUUCUUUUUAGCCGGGAAGAGCUAUCGUAAUCGCCGUUAAAGCUUUUGUUCCCUUUUUUUAGGCGACUGGUGAAAAUCACCGCUAGCUUUGAUGUCUUAUGGUUAUGCGCAGUAGUAGCCUGUCCCAGGCUCCGACAUACUCAGGUCCGCGAAACUGAGAAAGGGCGAACACGAAAAUAAAACGGGAGGAAACUGAGGAGAGGAAGGGCGGCGGAGCCUGUAAUUAGGGAACUUAAGCACCAGACGUCCUUGAUUCACCAGCGGCAUGGCUGGCCGCGCAGAACUGGAUCGGGGACGCAGUUUGCGAGUCAAAUGCAAAUCAGUAUUAAGCAAAACAACGUGAAACCAUUACGAACGCCGACAGAAUAAUUCAGUUGAAAAUGUCUUUCAAAGUUUUGUUUCUUUCUUACGAAGAAAAGAUGAUUUCAGACGAAGAAUUUCUACUUUUGUAUGACGAAUACUCUUCGAAGAACCCAGAAUUUGAACCUCUGGUUUCAACCUGUCUUGACAUGCGCAGAGGCUGUCAUGCUGCAAAAAUACUUCCGGUUUGCGUCCGUGGUACCAAGAACGUCUGUCUGGUGCUUAAGUCCCCUGUUAUUUCUUUAAACGGCCUGCUUUGGUAUACCAGCUCCUGGUAUACCCUCUGAUUGCUCAGUUUUGACAGUUAACAUCAUCCCCUAAUUGCAAGAGUCGUUAUGGAAUAUCGACAACCAACGCGAAUCACGCGUGUUAUUAAAAGGCCAUCCCCCGGGCCUCUAGGCUAAGUGCUCAGCCUUUGACAUGGAGAUUUUUCAUUCUUACGCAAAUAAAAGUCAUUUUCACAAGGAAGGUUGUACAUACGUACGCUUGGCCUCAUUUUUAAAGUGAGUGUUUUUGGAACUCGGAAGUGGACUAUUAAGAGGAAUACACGAUACAUUGUUUCUUACUGAUGGUUUUGACGACUGUCUGCGAGAUAUCUCGGACAAAAAAGGAUCUUAGAAAGGGGCAGAAAUCUCGACUGUCUUCUGAGCUUGACUCGGGAACCUACGGGGAAAAGAAGUUUCGCGAUUAUGCCUUCGGUCGCGGCAAAAGUUUAAUUUUUCAACGCUUCCCAGGUCUGGAAAAAGUCGCUGGCAUUUAAAAAAAAUCUAUAGUACUUCGCCGCUCAUCUAUGGAUGAGACCAAGCAGUCCAUAGAAAGAGCGUGGAUUUUCAGCUGCAGUCAUUUGAAACGGUGAAGAAGUAGAGGAGGAUAAGGAAAAAGCGGGAGAUGGCAAAUAUUGAUUCAAAAGUAUUAAAAACUGCGAAAUGAGUACAAAAUGUACGUGUAAUAGCGUCUUGUCACGCUCCAGUACAAGGACUCUAGUUAUCUAAAAAAGGUAUCAUUAUCGAUAACUGGUGAUGCCUCGAUGUCAGCUGUAAUUCUUGCUUUUUUUCGUAUUUUCAUCUGUAGAUCACUUUUCAUGGCAAUUUUACUGCCUGACUGACUCUAAAUUGUUGGGCCAAGCAUAACAAAGUAAGGCUGGGAAUCAUUACAUUCACGAACAAAUCAACUAGUGACCAACUAGUGACCACUAAUACAUACUCACUAGUACAUACAGUUAUUUGGAUCCACGCAUUUCAGAGAACCGGUUGGUGAGGCUAAGUUAGGCUAACGGCGUCAGUCAAACAGCUUGCAUGAAGUAAAAAACUCAGUAAUACCUUAAGUCUGUGACCAGCAGGCUCCGCACUGGGGAGAAAAAGACGCCGAUAUUUUUCCUAUUUGACCCCGUUUUCUGCCUUUUUCCCCCACUGCGGAGCCUAGUCCCAGGCCCAAGUAAUACCAACUGCUAGAACCAAAGCCCCUGAGACCAAAACCACAGGAAAUCAAUAAACGAAACGGACCAGCUUCAACAAGCGGCAACGACUAUAAAUGAUUAUUAUGUACUCAUGAAGCAAAAAAUUCCUGUGUCACUUCUGCACAGACUUAACAAUUGCCGAAAUUUCUAAACGCUGAAAAAAUGAACCUUUUUGAAUGAAAAGAUAUUCGUUCCACCACAAGCCUAAUGGCUUUGAGGCCUUAAAAUAUCAACGUAGACUUUGUGUAUGCAAAUCAAUAAUCAGAAAUAGAAUCUCACCAAACAACUCGUAAGACGCGAUAGCGUACGAGAUUAAUUGAAGCCUCGUUCACUUGGAACGAUGGAUUGGGAGAUUCGCAGACGGUAUUCCUCACAUUUGCGGUGUUCAAAUAGCGCGAAAUACUUGCGCGGGAAAUGAGAAUCGAGUGAUUCUAGCAAAUUAAAAUUUGACAGUUUGACAGCCGAAUCCAGACGUGACAAUAAUGGGUAGAAGAGGGUCGUAAAAGAAAUGAUCACAGGCUCUCUCUCCCAUCCUUUUUCCCGCCACUGCCGCCUUUUCCCAGAUCACGCUCUUAUAUUUUCGCUUGCCUACUAACGCGUCAUCCCCACUAUCUGAGACCCUAGAAGACACUAGCGCAGUAAGUGAUGCGCAGUUUCAAGACAAGGGAAUUGCCUUAAUAAUAAGAAUUAAAAAAGGUUGAGUUUGAUCGUCCGGGUGAACGUAGUCCUGAAUAGGACUGUUGUUGUUGACAGUGACUGAGGUUUCGACAACCUGUGCGGUAGUCAUCUUCAGAGUCAAAGUGAGUUGUAUCACGUUUCGAUCCGUCUAUUGUCGCAGUUAAACAGUCGUCUAUUGUUAGUCAAAUUGUUAGUUCUCCAGUUGUUCUCUCGUAGUUAGUUUUGCUUGAUCUCUCGUCAAUAAGUCGUUUGUACGGCGCUGGUAACUGUUGACUACGAUUCAGUGGCGUUUUUUCUAAGUUAGUAAACCAGCUUUCUAAAGUAAGACGUUGAUAGUAGUCUGUAGAAUACGUUAUACAUGUCGCAGAGUCCCAGUCAAUUUGAUGUUUCGUCUUUAAAUGGUGUUCAGCAAUGUGAUUGUUGACGUCACCAUUCCUCGUCGCGCGUUUGUGUUCGGUCAGUCGCGUGCUUAGGUUUCUGCCGGUUUCACCAAUGUAAGAAGCCUGGCAGUCGCAGCAUUUGAUCUUGUAUACUGCUCCCUGUCUGUCCUCCGGUUUGUCUUUGUCCUUGACAUUAGUAAGCAGUCGCCGUAAAGUAGUUAAAGUUUGACUAACAAUAGACGACUGUUUAACUGCGACAAUAGACGGAUCGAAACGCACCAAUCACUGAUUACGAGUCUUCAUAGCCAAUAACAUCACGGCUUAACUGACAGACGACCAAUAACAUCGCGACAUAAUUGACCAAUCAGAUCAAUAACCAGAGUAUAAUACCAUCAACUGACGUGAUACAACUCACUUUGACUCUGAAGAUGACUACCGCACAGGUUGUCGAAACGUCAGUCACUGUCAACAACAACAGUCCUAUUCAGGAAUACGUUCACCCGGACGAUCAAACUCAACCUUUUGAAAUGACUCCUGGGUUCAAACCUUUCACAAUAAGAAUUAAGGGAGCAAUUAAGUAUCGUUGAAACAACAAAGAUUGAGAGCAGCACUUUCGAGAAAUAUUUGGCCCAUCCUUAGAAUCCUAAAGUAUGCGGUUGAUUUAGCUCAUCAUAAAUUAAGGGCUCAUGAAGGACCCCCCCGCCCCCUUCUCUCAUUAUCGUCUCUAAAUAAACAAACCAUGCGCUCUGUCUGGUGGCCACGUCUUUUAAAAUAAAACUAGUAUUAUGUUUCCUUUCUCCUAGGUUCAAUUUCUAAUCCUUGCUUAAAAGAUCUAAGUAAACUAGUGAUCGCAGAAUUGGCAAGCAGACUUGAAAUUGACUCAAUUGCUUUUCGGCGAUUUCAUCAAUCAUUUGGGCUUGAUCCUGACCAAUUGCACCCUGAGUGGCUGCAGAAUAUUAGCGAUCUCUUUCCCGACACCCCAGUUAAAGUGAUGAGUAAUGUUUUUGAAGAGCUGCAGCUUUAUGACCUCGUAGAAUUACUGGAGACAGGAAAACCACGAGCACUUGGCCCGGUUAUUCCUCUGAGUGAGAUGGAAAAGAUACGAAAUCCUAGUUAUCGUCCCACAAAGUUUUGCAGUGAAACAGAGGUUCUGCUGAUCAACUACUCUGAGGGUGGUACUGUGGGCAAUAUUACUCAAAGAAUUGGAUCGUUUUUUAAAGCUCUUAACUCACAAAGCAAUGUUACUACAUUGGAGGCAAAGGGUAUGGCUGAAUUACUUGAGAAUCUUUUUAUCUUAAAGAAAAGCAUGUGUGAGGGAGAGAGCAAUGACUUGGAAGAAAUAAAAACGGAAGCUUUACUAAAAGAACAUCUGAAGGAGAUGAAAGCAAAACGUGUUAAAGAUACAUUUGUGUGGUCCACAAUGGCGGGGCGCCCUGUCAGGGUUUUCUCCCAAAAGACACCAGACAAAGAAAUAUUGAGCAAACACUUGAAAGAUGUGAUUGAAAAACGACAGCAGUGGACAAACCAAAUGAAACCGAAACUCGAAAGGGAGAUAAAACAGAAUGAGGAAGAACUGCAGAGAAAGCAUAACAAACUGCAAAUCACUUUGUCAGCUAUCUUGGAAAAAUGGAUCUGCCAUGCGAAUGAUGAAGGUUGGUUGAAGGGGCUAUGCCAGGCUAUUUGGUAUUUUUUUUAAAAGCCAAAAAAACCUUUAUUGCCAUUAUUGGCUGCUGUCCUCACAAUUCGACAGAGAGGAUUGCUGACUUUCGGUUUGUUUUUGAAACUCACUAUGUCAAACAACCUCCAAACGGCCUAAAUAGUUUUAUCUCUACAGUUAACACUCUCUUUACCUCUAUCUUCGUUUUUAUUGUUCGAAGCGUUAGCGAUUAUUGGACAAACUAUUUAUAAUAGAACCGACAUGGCUUACAGGGGUUUUGACGUUAGGAUACCUUCGUGCUUUGCGCCGUAGUCGCCGGCCUUCGAACUUUAAACGUUCAACAGUUUCAGUGUCUAUGAAUUCAUGCGAUCAUGAAAAGAAGGACAUUUGAAUAUCAUUUGAAUUAAGUGAAACAAAAAAGCAGAUAUUAUAGAAAUAACUUGCAAAACUUUGGUUCCAUCUCUUUCGGUCAUCUUAAGAUCGAUGCGGUACAAAAAAAUCGUUCAAGUUUGAAUGGCUGCAGGAUCACUGUCCUUCGAGUAACUGUAUCUUUCGAUUUCACGAAUCGAAAGACAGGAGUUAAAAUAGUGCUGAGGAGCGGUUAAGGAUACUUUCCCUUGUCUUUAUAGGUAAGGAAUCAAUACUAUUUGUGGUGCUUGAACAUUUCCAGGACCUGCAAAAGUAUGGAGUACCACUUGAUACGAUCAUGAGGAUGCGCAGAUGGUUGAGUGAAAAGUUGACGCUCAUUCCAAAUGCUAAGCUUGUGAUUGUCAGUGGCUUGGAAAGAUGGAAAGCUGAACAACUGCCACGAGAAACCUUUGGCAUAUAUUAUAAUUCUGUUGGGAGAGAGCUCACUAUGGCCACACUAUUGGAGCUACUUAACAAGCGUUGGCAAACAUUAGACCUUGUCUCAGUCAUGCAGGAAUUGCAAAGGACACUAAUCAUCAAGAAAACGCCUCAGUACAAACUUAUUGAAGGAAAGAGUGUGCGCUUUUCAUUGAGCAAAGAUGUGGAUAUAUUUGACAAUUUAUCUUGUCUUCCAAGACUUCAGAAAAAAGAAUAAAUGACAAAGAUUGGUGAUUUACAAACCAUGAGGACCCAAAAAACUUGCGAACUUCAAGUUUGUACUGAUAUUAAAUAUUCUCUUAAAAACACUGCAAGCUACUCUGGUGUUCAUCGACUGUACUAACUAGAGGAAUACAAGUGCAGUUCUGGAAUCCUCUCUUAUAGAACCGUUGCUGCAGUGACGCGCGUAGUUAAUGGACGACAACCUCGUUUCCAGGGUCCUCUCCUACUCGUCCUCUCGUUCCAGGGAACGAGUUGAAGAGGACCCUGGGAACGAGGUUGAAUGGAUACUUUGAAAAAAAUAAAAUGGAAAGAGGCUUAGAGUGGCAUUAAGCUGAGUGUUUCAGUAAAACCAAAGGAAAGGUAAUUACUUUAUAUAUCGACAAUAUAUGUAGAAGUAGACUGAUGGAACCGUAUUAAAUUUUGAACAAUUUUUGUUGAGAUGUUACACAAUCAGUCCAACUCAAAAUUAUAUGUAGUUCUUGAGUAACACGCAAGUAAACACGAAAUAAUUAUGGUUUCAUUCAUGGUUGUUUGGGAGGAAAAGAAAGAGAACUAAAGCAAGUAAUACAAUAGCGUUUUCUUCGGCUACGUGUGGUCAGAAUGCAAGUCAUUCGUGUUAGUUCCAUAUAGUGUACCAUACAUGCAGUAAAAAUCUAAUGUUUCUAUACCCUUGCUUACCAUGUAAAAGAAUAACAACAAAAAAUUUUUCAAAUAUUAACGGCUGUUAAGCUGUGUGUAGACGGUUCACGAAUCACCCCUUAAAUAAUGGACUUCAGUUUAUUUCGAGACUGGUACCACUCACCCUAUUAGGGUGGCAGACAUGUCAACUUUACAUGGAAAAUGAUCUCUGAUAAUGAGGCUUCCAGUCAGAAACAGCGGACUUGUUAAGCAUACAUAUAUUGAGGAAACUCCUGUACAAAUACAGCUAUCUCAAAGAAAGGUUGUCGAAAAAAAUGUGUACGCGACAAUCCCGAAAGGCAAUAUGGGAUGUGAUAAUGAUCGUUAAUGCACUGUUCCUAACACUGCAGCUGUCGAACCUACUUUUGUAGAACUCGUAAACAUACGUUCAAAGACUUUCGUGCCAUUCUUUCAGAUUUUUUUUGGAAGAAAAGUGAACUCAAAACCACCCAUAAUACCUUUCGGGAUUGUCGCGUGCACUGUACCGACGACCUUUCUCGAAAUAGCUGUAUAUAGGGUGACGGAAAGAGCGUAAAGAGGGAUUUUUAACGGAAUGUCUGAAGCUCAGAAUUUCUAAAUUUGAAAGACAGUCUUAACAGACACAAAGGACUUGUUGCCUGAUCCCGAGAAAAGGCGGACAGUCAACUUCAUCCUAGGCGAAAAAAAAAAAACAACAAUCUACUACAUUUGACUUUCUGACUUUCAAAUUUGUACAUGUAAUGGUUAUAUGAUCAUUUUGUAUUGGCCAUUCCUUAACCCUUCAGUCCCUAAGAGUUACCAUCUUCUUAAGGUCCUUAUAGUACACUGCUCAAAUAUAAAAGUCAUGAAUAAAAAGGAAAUGAUCAAGCAGUGGAAAGAUCUUGAUUGUUAAACAAAUUCUCUUCAUCAGUACCAUAGGUAAUGGACGGAGAACCGCGUACAGAGUAUGCAUGAAGGUUUUAGGCUAAGCCCACACUAUACCGGAUAGCUUUUGCGCUGGCACGAAAACCCUACCGGAUGCUUCAGUUCACACUCAAGAACGGUGAUUUUGGCGCGAUUUCUGUAACGGAACGAGGCGGUGCACGGCGCCGAUCUCGAGAAUAAAGCGUCACAAAAUUAUCGCAUUGGUUCUGUGCCACACUUUGGUGUAGUGUGAGCAGGUAUUCGGACUGUAGCGGAAGUGAAUAAAGUAGUAUAGGAAAGAGGACCGGAACGUACUGAGAUGGUUGUAAAUAUUUGUUUGUUUGUUUUCCAAGUAAACUUUUAUUGCCCUUUUUCAUACUUGAUGUUAAAUAAAUUGUAAUUAUAUUUGUAAUUGUAAUCUGAACAUAGCCUAAGAGUUUCCAGAUGUCCAUGUCCACAACCCUAAACUGUAUAUAUUGACUAAGACAUUUAGUUAGGUCGCUUAGUGUAUUUAUCGUUCCAGGAGGGCGAAUACAAGCAGCAAGUUUUGCAUGCAGUCUCGUUUUGACGUAUAAAAUAAAUUUACUUGUGGAUCCAUUCGAAUUUUUUUUCUCUGCCUCGUCAAAGAAAGCGUGGAAAAAUAAGGUAAUUUGUAUAAAUUCCAAAUGGCGGCGGCAAGUGCUGCAAUGUCAACCAGCCCCUCCCCCCCGCCCGAACUCCAAUUUCGUUGCACUUGACAAACAACUAUGACACGCGUCUGCCAAAUAAUCUCUUUUAAUCGCACCUUCCAGUAAAGUCGAUUAUUUCCAAGGCCGAUCCACGAAUUUACGGCAGAUCCACAAAUUUCGAAAACUACUAACUUAGUCAACGAAAGAAGGGGAAGUCCGUUGUGCUCUCUCCUUCCUCUGCCAAGAAAGGUUUCCUUACGUCUUAAUGAUACUCACUACAUUACUGCACCAUCAGUGCAAGCUUUACUUGUCUUUGAAAAUUUUUCUAUGUCGCCUCACCUUGCUCAUGAUUAAGAAAGUUUGGGGAUUAUCUGGAUCGCUAUCAGAAUAAAGUAUGCUCUGUUAAACUGUUUCAGCAGUUAGCAGUCUUGACAGCUCUGUUCCUGAAAGCAUCCAGCGUCUAAUGGCAACAGGGUUUUCUCAGUGUAAGACCAACUUAAACACUCGAGCCUCUUACGCAGUAGUCUUGCUCAUGAGCUCCAGGGAACGCGACAGCCAUUUCAAACAGCACAGUUGCCCUAAAUACAAACUCUUCUUUAACUGA
This is a messenger RNA of Porites lobata, 9889 nucleotides long. The record is from the annotation of a GenBank genome assembly. NCBI's taxonomy places the organism in Eukaryota, Metazoa, Cnidaria, Anthozoa, Scleractinia, Poritidae.